This is a messenger RNA of Rodentolepis nana, 1104 nucleotides long. The record is from the annotation of a GenBank genome assembly. NCBI's taxonomy places the organism in Eukaryota, Metazoa, Platyhelminthes, Cestoda, Cyclophyllidea, Hymenolepididae.
AUGACCUUUUUUAGACGAUUUUUCACGAUAGCUUCUUUGUCAACUGCCAGCAUAGGAUAUUUUAGUGCAAAUCGCUUGUUUUGUGGAAUUGCCGUAGAGCAAAGUGAACAAAAGAAGCGUAAAGUAUCGAAAUAUGAUCAACAGUUUAGGAGAUUUGCUUCCUGUGAAUAUUUGGGCGUAUUAUAUAUGACGCCGAAUGAUUUUCUACAGUCGCUUUUUCAAGACAAGGCUCCGGUUAAAAUCUUUCACUCUCUCACUGUCGCUGAUGUUCAGAAGGCCCUUGCAAAACCUCAAUUGACAAUAUCUUCUCAGUUCUUUCGAAGGCUAGGGAAUAAAGGACUUAUAUCAUUCACCGACUAUUUAUUCUUACUCGCCUUAAUCAAUGAACCUAGCUCUAGAUUUGAGGUUAUUUUCGACCUUCUUGAUGCCGAUUAUAGUGGUUCAAUCGAUUCGAAUGAAUUUUCAAUGCUUUAUAAUGUAACUGCUGGUGUCCCAGAUGAACAAGAAUUGACAUCUAGUGAACUCUCUUUGUAUCCUAGGGAAAAUCUGUUUGAACAGUCAACUCUUAUGCAGACACUAUUUGGAAAAGAUGGUAAAAGACUAUUGAAAAAAGAGGAUUUCUACAAAUUCAUUGAAAUUUUUCAAAACGAAAUACUUGAAGUCGAGUUCAUUCUGCAUUCUCCGAAUGGAAAAACAAUUUCCCCCUUUGAAUUUGCCAGAAUUCUACUUCAGAACACAAAUCUUUCGGAACAGCGCUAUGAUGAAUUCCUGUCACGACUGCACAAACUUUCAGUUAAUAUAGAGAUAACAAUAGAAGAUUUCAAAAAGUUUUACAAAUUCAUAAAUCACUUGGAUGAUUUUCAGAUGGCAAUGAAAAUGUAUAUGCUUGCAAAUAAACCAAUUUCUCUGCAUGAGUUUAAGAGAGCCAUUCAUGUUUGUACGAAUUUGGAUAUUGGAGAGCACGUUCUACAGACGCUUUUCUGUAUGUUUGACGCCGAUGGCGAUGGUCACAUGAGUUCGAAGGAAUUUAUGGUUUUAUUCCGCAAUCGACGACCUCGUGGUAUUCAUAAAGUAAGCUCAGUUUAUGUGCUAUUUAUUUAUUGA